Messenger RNA from Phytophthora nicotianae INRA-310, 447 nucleotides. RefSeq names its product 60S ribosomal protein L27a. Bases 1 to 447 code for a protein of 148 amino acids. The record is from RefSeq and is a predicted model, not a curated record. Gene Ontology annotation, molecular function: structural constituent of ribosome. Gene Ontology annotation, biological process: translation. NCBI's taxonomy places the organism in Eukaryota, Oomycota, Peronosporomycetes, Peronosporales, Peronosporaceae. The transcript is spliced from 2 exons. Gene Ontology annotation, cellular component: ribosome; cytosolic large ribosomal subunit.
AUGCCGUCCCGUUUUUCCAAGAACCGCAAGAAACGCGGACACGUGAGCGCCGGCCACGGCCGUAUCGGCAAGCACCGCAAGCAUCCGGGUGGUCGCGGUAACGCCGGUGGCCAGCACCACCACCGUAUCCUUAUGGACAAGUUUCACCCGGGUUACUUCGGUAAGGUCGGUAUGCGCCACUUCCACCUGCUUCGUAACCGUCAGCACUGCCCCACGGUGAACGUGGAGCGUCUGUGGACUCUGGUGUCGGAGAAGACCAAGGAGCAGGCCGAGAAGGCCAAGGACGGCAAGGCCCCUGUCAUUGACGUGACCAAGGCCGGCUACUUCAAGGUGCUCGGCAAGGGCCGCCUUCCGGAGGUGCCCGUGAUCGUCAAGGCCAAGUACUUCUCGGCUGAGGCGGAGAAGAAGAUCAAGGCUGUUGGUGGCGCCUGCCUUCUGACUGCUUAA